ACCCACUCCGGGAGUGAGCGGAAACAUAAGAGGAGGAGGUGUUCUUUCUUUUGUGUGUGUGUGUGUCACAGGAUGUUUUCACUAAAAGAGGCAUUCGUGCGUGAGCCUCAGUCGGUGCAGCAUCGUGGGAGCUCCUCAAUCAGGGCCGGGGCAGCGACGCGGACGAUGAGAACACGUGCGUGGAGCCGCGCUUGUUGGCACCGGGAGUAACGGGCUCGGGUCCCCCUCUGCAGCGUCACAGUACAGUCGCGGCACAGCGCAGUCGCCCCGCGUGGUCCUGCUUGUGGUCGAUCCCUGGUUGCGGGGCGGGUGGGGUGGGAGAGAGGCCCUCGGGUGAUGCGGUUGGGGCGCCGCUCUGCUGGAGGCACGUUCACACGCUCGGCGCGACGAUGAGAGCCUGCUGGAUGCUCGUGGUCCUCCUGGGAUGCAGGUUUUCUGGCGCGACUCCGUCUAACUGCGUCGUCUUCCCCUCCGACGCGAGUCUGGCCGAAAGAGGUGAAUGUGAUCACCCGCGCUGAUAUCAAACGGAUUCCAUGCGGGGGCGGAGUUUGCUCUGAAAUGUCAAAGUUUCAGCGCCCGAAGUGCACUUCAGGAGAAUCGAGUGGAAAUAAAUGUUUGCAGGAGUUGUAGCUGCUCAGAGCAAUUUCCUCUGCAAAGAGCCGCUGAAUUUCCGCAGCGUUCCCGCCAACGGCAACCUGUCCGUGCCGUGCCCGAACACAACCACAACCGAUUUCACAGAGGGGACCUUUACACUCUACCGGGGCCUGGAUGUGAUUUACAACGUACAACAUAAAUGCGACUCGGGAAAAUGCGUAAAGACGCACAACUUGUCAGAUGUGACACUGGACAUUAACGAACGGGAUGAGAUUGUGGGUUUCAUCGUUUCUGGAGACAAAGUCAGAAACCUCACAUCUUACAAAUGCAUAGCUACGAAAACGUACCCUCCACCCCUUCAACAUUUAUUUGCUGGGGGCAUUGUAGCUCUUAAGGAAGGGCGCAGCUCCGCGUGCAAUACAGACAACAGUACACAACAACCUCAUCAGAGGACCAUAGAACGGGCUGAAAUAUUUCUGUGGAUGUGGAUUACAGCGGUUGUGCUUCUCAGCGCCUACAGCCUCAUCGUCACCAUCCUUGCACUGGUUAUCUGGUCCAAACUGAAGUCGGCAGACAACCAGAGUGACUACAUGAACACCAAACCCCGACCGUCUAGGGAGCGCAGGAAGAAAGGGAUCCAGAAUCCUAUACCACGAUACGUGUGACGGACUGCUCGCUCCUUAUGGGAUCAUUUGCACAGCUCUCCCCCUUCGAGGCCCGACAAAAAAAAACAAAACAAAAAAAAUGACGGGGCAUCGUCGUAGUAGCUUAUUCUGAACAGAACAUUAUUGUGAGCGAGGUCUGGGGUUUGUUUUGUCUGCGUAUUGUCAUGUCAGCAGUUGUUUUGUGUAGCAGUUCCUUCUUUACAAUAAAAAUACUCAAGCAUC
This is a messenger RNA of Mugil cephalus (flathead mullet), 1481 nucleotides long. RefSeq lists its product as uncharacterized. Gene Ontology annotation, cellular component: external side of plasma membrane. Gene Ontology annotation, biological process: T cell receptor signaling pathway; regulation of T cell proliferation. Lineage: Eukaryota; Metazoa; Chordata; Actinopteri; Mugiliformes; Mugilidae. The record is from RefSeq and is a predicted model, not a curated record. The transcript is spliced from 5 exons. The coding region runs from base 612 to 1259 and encodes 215 amino acids.